Scomber scombrus (Atlantic mackerel) is the source of this 2831-nucleotide messenger RNA. RefSeq names its product transmembrane protein 165 (gene tmem165). Bases 150 to 1067 code for a protein of 305 amino acids. Gene Ontology annotation, cellular component: Golgi apparatus. The record is from RefSeq and is a predicted model, not a curated record. Gene Ontology annotation, molecular function: manganese ion transmembrane transporter activity; calcium ion transmembrane transporter activity. Lineage: Eukaryota; Metazoa; Chordata; Actinopteri; Scombriformes; Scombridae. Gene Ontology annotation, biological process: manganese ion transmembrane transport; Golgi calcium ion homeostasis; calcium ion transmembrane transport. The transcript has 6 exons.
UUGAUCGUGACGUGUGUUAGCGAGGAGUCACUCAAACUGGACAGGUUGCUAAUAUGAAGUUAGCCGCCUUUGUUUCCGAUGAUAUAAAGUGGUUCGCUUGAGAGAAAUUCCUGCGCAGGCUGUGUUUGGUCGGUGUUUUGGAAGCAACAAUGCCUGUCAUGGUCGGCGGAGGAGACCGACGGGCUGACAGAAAUGUGAUGUGCGUCCUGCUUCCGCUCGUCGUCGUGUUGUUGUUGUCGGUUGGAGUUGCUGCUUCUCCAGAUGAACCUAAACCUGUUCAAGAGCAGCCUGUACAAGAGAAAGCCGCAAGUCCCCAUCCUGUGGGCCCAGCAGUUUCUGAAGAUGACUCCACUAAAGGGAACCUUGGUUUCAUCCAUGCCUUUGUGGCUUCUAUCUCUGUCAUCAUUGUCUCUGAGUUGGGAGACAAGACAUUUUUCAUUGCAGCUAUCAUGGCCAUGCGUUACAACCGCCUCACCGUACUGGUAGGUGCCAUGCUGGCCCUGGGAGUCAUGACUUGUCUUUCUGUACUGUUUGGCUACGCCACCACCAUCAUUCCCAGAAUCUACACAUACUACGUGUCCACCGCUUUGUUUGCCAUCUUUGGUGUGCGAAUGCUGAGAGAGGGGCUGAGGAUGAGUCCAGAUGAGGGCCAGGAGGAGCUUGAGGAGGUGCAGGCGGAGAUCAAGAAGAAGGAUGAAGAGCUCCAGCGGUCAAAGCUUGUUAACGGGGCUCCAGAUGUUGAGGCCGGAUCAGGAAGUACCAUGCCUCAGAGAAAGUGGCACAGCUUCAUCUCACCCAUCUUCAUCCAAGCCUUUACCCUCACCUUCCUCGCCGAGUGGGGGGACCGUUCCCAGCUGACCACCAUAAUUCUUGCUGCUCGGGAGAAUCCAUUUGGAGUUGCGGUGGGCGGCACACUUGGACACUGUUUGUGCACAGGACUGGCUGUGAUUGGAGGGAGAAUGAUCGCCCAGAAAAUUUCUGUCAGAACAGUUACAAUCAUUGGAGGGAUUGUUUUUCUGGCUUUUGCUUUCUCUGCCCUCUUCAUCAAGCCAGACGCUGGAUUAUAAUUGGACGAGAGACUUUCAGGUUCACUCUGUACAUAAGUGUAAAGUUUGGUUUAGUUGCUGUAGAGACUGUAGUUUUGACUCUGUAUGUGUCCAACAGAAAGUGUGACCUGCUUAACAGACAAGCUUAGGUCCUAUCCUCCUUUUCCUAGAAAGCCUCGGCUCCACUACACCCUGUCAGCCUGAGAGUGAACACUAUAUAUUAUCUUCAUGGCAUUCAGUAACAUUUGAAGAAUCUCAACCUAUUGCAGUCAAGGUCAAAGAAUCAUGGGAGGUGUAGUUGUUGAAUGCUAACAAUUUUUUAUUUUUAGUGUCUUCAAAUUGAACUGUUGAGAUAAACAUUCAGCUCGAAACAGAAAACCUCAGGAACAUGUUUCCACUGCUAAGAAAUCCUCUGAGAAAAAUCACAUCAGCUAGUGGAGCAGAGGCUGGUUAGGAGGAGGAAGAGGGGGGGGGGGGGGGGGGGGGGGGGUAGUGACUUUAAAAGAGCUGUAAUCUCAUCACAAGGUGUGUGUGAGAGAGAGAGAGGGGACAUGGAUUGUUACUGAUGGCUGCCCUCCGACACAUCUUAGAAGCUGUUUCUCAGAAACUAAGCCUCCUGACAUACAGUACUUCCCACACACUGAGUCAGUUUCAAAUGUCCUUUUAUUUGCCUUCUUUUUCGUUUUUAAACGUCGAGCUGUUGACUUUUUUUUUUGUCUAUUUAACGUGAACCCAAGAGAUAUCAGGUGACUGUCAGGAUGCUAACAGUAGACGGAGCUGCCAGUUUCCUCCAGCGUACAGCUGUUGAGUCUGUUAGUACACAGAUGUUUAUUUGACCUUCUUCUGUGAUGACACUUUUUGUUACAAUACAUCAACAAAUCUCAGAAAGUGGACCUAUUUUACUUAAGAUAAGACUUUCCCAAUAGUGGGAUCAACCCUUAUUUUUUACUAAAAAAUAAGCAACAGCAUAUAAUUAAGUCAUAUUUUUUUUGUGAUCUGAUUCUAUUUAGUUUUUAUUCAAGCAAAAUAUUUCCCUUAGUUAUUCCUCUGUUCCACUGGUGAGACGUAGGAGCAGUUUUUAAGAGCAUUAGAGACUUGAACCACUACAACAUCUGUCCAGCUGUUGCUACACCUGUGCUGACAUAUCUGCGUUAGGCACGGUGUGCAGAGAGCUACACCAUGGCUUCUUCAAAAUGCUAAUCACAUAUGGGAGAUAUUAAGUCGCUGCUAAAACUGCUCAUCUAAAAUUUCCUUCCUGCCAGGUUUUCAGUGGCGAAAGAAAGGCCAGUAAAUGACCUCACAGGUUCUCCCACACAGGUUAACUCCUUAGCGAAUCUAAAUCAUGUCCUGUAUAAACCUAGCUGCCUCCAUUUGUUACCACUCCGAAUCACAAAGUCAGCGUGACAUAAUGUAAACUACAUCCGGUACAGAAUCACGCACGUCGCUCCUUUAGCCAUAAGCAGCUCUGGUGUAGCUACAGCGACACCUCAAACACUGCGACGUUUCAUCUUUUAUUUAAAGCAGUAUCUAUUUAUUUAGCUUCCUUUUCUUUCCUUUUUAAGCAGUAUGUACUUUUGAAACAGAAAAGGGGAAGGGGGGUGGGAGUGGGAGGUCACUAUAAACAAGGAAUGGAAAUAUUUUUAUAAGUGAAACAGGCUAAAGCCGCAUUGUCAAUAUUUGACAGGCUGCGCCCGGCUGUGAAGUACAUCAGAAAUUCUGUUUGUGAUACAGAUCAGUUGAAAUGCAUAUAAAUCUGAAAAGGAUCAAUAAAAAAUGUUUCAUGUG